GGUGAAAAAAGUGCGCGACGACAAUGUACCAAACUGCCGUUAAGCGUUCCGUUAUAGAUCACAUAUAUACAAUAUAUCGAAAAAGUUGAUUAAUUUUGACAGAUCAACAUUUCAAGUGACUGCAAGAGGUUGAAUCGAUCACGCCGUAAAUGUGCGGUAUGGCACAGAAUAUUCCAGCAACAUUACGUUCCAACUAUACUGCAGGGUGAAGAAACAAUUAUGGCCCUGCAAUCUGUGAGACAGAAGUUUUUUAGCAUCAUAAGAAAAUCGGGCAGAAUAAGAUUCCUGAGUUCUCAACAAGUAAUAGAUCGCGACAAGAAAUACGGCAGUCAACACAUCAAACCGCUGUCGGUUGUUAUCACCCGUGCGGAAGGAAUCUUUUUAUACGACAUAGAUGGAAAGCGAUACUUCGAUUACAUAUCAGGACUAGCGGCUUGCAAUCAGGGUCACUGUCACCCGCGCUUGGUGAAAAUAAUGAGGGAUCAGGCUGGAAAGUUGACGCACACGUCGAGAGCCUUCUUCUCAGAACCUCAUGGCGAAUUGGCAGAAUAUCUAACAAACCUCUUCGGAUUUGAUAGAUUUUUACCUAUGAACACAGGUUGCGAAGGUGGUGAAAUAGCCGUGAAGGUGGCCAGACGCUGGGGAUAUAGAGUGAAAAAGAUACCGAGCAACAAGGCUACCGUUGUGUUCGCCAAGGGUAACUUUUGGGGCCGUUCGCUGGCGGCCAUAUCGUCCUCGACAGAUCCAUUGAACUACACAGAUUUUGGACCGUACAUGCCCCUUUUCGAUAACGUGCCAUACGACGAUGCGAACGCUCUAGAACAAAAGUUUCAGGAGAAUCCCAAUAUCUGCGCGUUUAUGGUGGAACCUAUUCAGGGAGAAGGCGGCAUUAUUGUACCGACUGAUGGUUAUCUGAAACGUGUAAGAGAAUUGUGCACGCAGUACAAUGUUCUAUGGAUCGACGACGAAAUAAUGGUUGGUCUCGGCAGAACUGGUACGCGUCUAGCAGUUGACCAUGAAGGCUGUAAGCCGGAUAUUCUUGUUUUGGGAAAAUCACUUUCCGGCGGAAUGUAUCCGGUUUCCGGCAUCCUCGCAAAUGAUGAGGUUAUGCUCUGUUUAGAUUUUGGUUCGCAUGGAAGCACUUUCGCUGGAAAUCCCCUUGGGAACAGAAUCGCUUUGGAAGCGGUUAAAAUUAUAGAGGAGGAGAAGCUGGCAGAGAACGCAAAGAAGCUCGGAAAAGUUCUAAAAGAAGAAAUAAGUAAGGUGCCUAAGGAGAUCGCAAAAGAAUUUCGUGGACGCGGUCUUUUUGCCUCUCUCGUGAUAAAUAAAGGUUUGAUCAGCGAGUGGGACAUCAGCAUGAAGCUGAAAGAAGCUGGAUUGUUGACAAGAGGUACGCCAUGUGAAGGUGAAGCCAUGAGAAUAUGCCCUCCAUUAACGAUAACGGAGGAACAAUUACGAGAAUCACUCAAUAUUUUCAUUUCGGUCCUCAAAACCAUCGUAUAAAAUAUUUAAAAAUUCAUUAAAAUUGUAUGAUAAAUGUAUUAUUUAUAAUAAUAUAGUGUACCUUUUAUCGUAUUAUGCUGGGCAUUCAAAAAAGUUUAACCAAAUGAAAAAGCUAAUGCUAAAACGACGUCUUGGACAUUGAAAUUAACUCGCCAAAAGUAAAAAAAACUCAAUAUUUGCUUGAUUUUUGACUUAUUAUCGAAUUGCCUUAAAUAAAUGGAUAUAAAUGAUAGA
Messenger RNA from Solenopsis invicta (red fire ant), 1737 nucleotides. RefSeq names its product ornithine aminotransferase, mitochondrial. NCBI's taxonomy places the organism in Eukaryota, Metazoa, Arthropoda, Insecta, Hymenoptera, Formicidae. Gene Ontology annotation, cellular component: cytoplasm. Gene Ontology annotation, molecular function: identical protein binding; pyridoxal phosphate binding; L-ornithine transaminase activity. The record is from RefSeq and is a predicted model, not a curated record. Bases 220 to 1503 code for a protein of 427 amino acids. The transcript has 6 exons.